GUCAUUUAAAUAGCGACCUACAAUUUACACACAAUUUCCGGUGUUGGACUCGAACAAAGACGGAAUAUUUGAUUGUUUAUCACACAUGAGUGUCUAGAGACAAGAAGAGAAGAAAAAGGAGAGGAGUCAGGAAAUUUUUGUUUGAGAGGCUGUCCACAGAACACUGGGCAAGGUGGAAGGCCCGGCACCAAGAAGUGGUGCUUCUCGAGCUCUCCCUCUUGGCAGGACGCAAGAGACACCACAACAAAAUUACCCAAGCAAAUACAACAAAAAUGAACAAGCAGUGAGAAAAGUCCCUAGAUGGGUGCCCCCGAGCACCUCAAGACGUGAUGAACCGGGCAGUCGUGAUCAGCAAGACCUUGUCUUCAGGCGUGUCCGUGGUAUCCUCAAUAAACUUACCCCAGAAAAGUUUGACAAACUCUGCCUGGAACUGCUCAAUGUAGGAAUCCAUUCCAAAGUAAUCCUUAAAGGCAUCAUACUACUGGUGUUUGAAAAAGCGUUAGAAGAGCCCAAGUACAGUUCUAUGUACUCGCAGCUAUGUAAGAGACUAGACGAAGACGCCCCCGACUUCGAACCUGCGGGUUCAAAUGUGAAAACUUUUCGGCGCUUGCUCAUCUCCAAGUGUCAGGACGAAUUUGAAAAUCGCUCCAGAGCUUUUGCCGCUUAUGACAAACAGAAUGGCCCUCUUACUCCAGAAGAGCAGGACCAGAGAGGCCAGGCCAAGGCCAAGAUGCUUGGGAACAUCCAGUUCAUCGGUGAACUUGGUAAGCUCGGUAUGCUACAUGAAUCCAUCCUCCAUCGAUGUAUCAAACAGCUCCUUGAGAAGAAGAGUAGGGAGAGCCUGGGAGAGAAGGCGGAAGACCUCGAGUGCCUGUGUAAGAUAAUAUCCACUGUAGGCGGACGACUCGAUCAUGAUAAGGCUAGGACCUGGAUGGACCAAUAUUUUGAUCGCAUGACUCGCUUCUCAGAGAACAUGGAGCUGCCGUCACGUAUCCGAUUCAUGUUGCAAGAUAGCCUGGAACUCAGGGAUAACGAAUGGAAACCGCGCAGGCGUCAGACUGAUCAUGGACCACGAACCAUUCGCCAAAUACACCAAGAAGAAUUGAAGAGAGAGCAGCAAUCAAACCAAGCUAUGGGUCGAUUCACCCCUGAUUUCUUCAACAUCAACGGUGGGGGGAGUGGAGCAUGGCCGGCCAGAGGUGGACUGGGAGAUCUCUUCCUGCAAGAUACAAUGUCCGGCAGGGUAGGAGCAGGCCCAGGAGUGAUCAGUGACGAGCUAUCGCCUAACCCAGGCUUUGGGAGCUACAGCCCUAGAACACAACAUCGCCAGAUGGGGCAACAGCAGCAACAGCAACAACAAGGGCAGCAGGGGCAACAACGUGGCAGCAACAAUCGCUCAGAUAGCGGCGACAGGCAGCGGGAUCAAGGGAACCAACAAGGAGGCUAUCAGAACCAGGCGCCUCGAUUCCAGCAACGCGGCGGCAACCAGCAACGCGGCAAUCGCAACGACGACAACCAACAGCAGCAACGCUAUCAGCAACGUGGUGGACACGACCAGCAACGCAGUGGCUACGACCACCAACGGGGUAGCGGCAACCAGCAACACCACCAGGGCCGCAACAUGAACCAGCAGGGGCAACAGCAGCAACAUUACCAGCAGUAUCCCCCGCCACAGCAGCAGCAACGCGACUACAACCAAGGUGGCUACAACAACAAGCAGCAGAACAAGCAAUACUAUAAUAAUGAGAAUCAGGAUUAUGGUGGCCGUGGCGGCUCGGGAGAGCGGGAUCGGGACCGAGAUUGGGAUGGCGAUCGCGGAGGAAGGAUGGGCAACAGAGGUGGUGGCAUGGACCAAGGAAGGUAUGGACAGCAGCGUCAGGACCGUGGCCAGCAGGACAAGCCUUACGGGGGUGGCCAGCAGCGGGACGGUGGUGGAGGAGGAGGAGGGCGACAGAGAGACGAUGUGAGGGAGAGCAGACCCCCAAGGAUCAAUAAACUCGACACGGGAGAGAUCAACCUACGUCCUUCAGGCAACAUGGUGCUGAAGCCCCAGGUGCCCAGGUUCCUCCCACCAAGCGCCACGUCCAACUCCCCCAACUCCAGCCCCCCUCGAGGCAUUGCCCCCAUCCACGGCCUACUCCCCACCAAUCCACCCCCCAACAACGUCCAGCAGCCACCCCCUCUGCAGACUGGCUACCCCGGUCUACCGGUCAAGCAUUCCGCUGCCGGUAGCCUCGGUGGUGGUACCGGCGGCGCCCCUGCAGGAGAGAGGAGGAUUGAGAGGAAGAAGCAGCCCACCAAGGAGGAGCUCUUGAAAUCUAUGGAGGAGCUAUUGACUACCUACCUAGAGAGCAAAGACGACGAGGCGGUCAUCAAGAGCUUCAAGGGUCUGCAAGCACCCAAGCGUCAUGUCCCGGCUCUGCUGACCUACGUCAUGACCCACUGCAUCCAGCAGUCCGACACAGAGAGGGAGAGCGCUGCCAAUUUGCUGAGUGUCCUCAAGAAAGAGGGAUGUAUCACAGGCAACAACUUCAUGGAUGCCUUCACCUCAUUCCUUGAGAGUUCCAAGGAGCUAGAAUCGGAAGUGCCGCUCAUCAAGUCCCACACCGCCGGCCUGGCCGCCAGGGCGGUCACCGAUGAGGUGGUCAGCCUUGCGGACAUCGCCGACCCCCUGGAAAACGGGGCCUUCUACCCUCUCUUCCUGCUGAUCCUGCAGCGCAUCGCCAAGGCCAAGUCCAAGGACGGCUUGGUGGCGCUCUUCAACGAGAGCAAGGUGGCUAUGCUCAAGAUGCUGCCAGAGAGCGAUAGGAACAAGGAGAGGAUGAUGGAGAUCCUGGAAGGAAAGAGCCUAAGCUUCCUGUUCCCCUUGCUGCGUAUGCAAGCCGACGUGACGAAGCAGCUCCAGAGCGACAGCAACCCUAGUGCCCUCUAUAAGUGGAUCAAAGAGAAUGUGUCCGUAACAAUCCACAAGGAUAAGGGCUUCAUUAAUGCCCUUACUGCCAGUGUGAUCAAGUUCAUCGUCGCGGAGACCAGCCUGCCUGAGGGUGCGGAUCCAGCCGUACUCCCUGACAAGUCCCUUCAAGAGAAGGAGACGGCCCUCCUGGAGAGGUUCGCUCCGGUGCUCCAGAAGUUUGUCCACGUGAGCAUAGACCUGCAGCUCGGCGCCCUAUAUGCCCUACAGACCCAGUGCUAUAACCUCAGCUUCCCCAAGGGAAUGCUACUGCGAUUCUUUGUGAAUCUCUAUAACCUUGAAGCGAUCGAAGAGGAGGCCUUUAUCAAGUGGAAAGAAGAUAUUACCGAUGAGUUCCCCGGCAAAGGACAAGCCUUGUUUCAGGUGAACCAGUGGCUGACAUGGCUAGCUACCGCUGAAGAAGACUCGGACUCAGACGAGGAGGUAGACGACUGAUCGUCGUGGCAACACGGCAUGCCGCUUCAUCACAUGUGGUCGCUACAUUUCGAACAACCACCCGGAGUCCCCAUCCACAAUCUUGAAGACACAUCCGUAUGCGCAAAUUAGUCUCUCCGGAAAUUGCACACAGACAUUGGAUGGAGAAAAAAAAAGCUAGUAACAGUGCAUUAAGAGUAAUCUUCGUUUCACUGAUGUUGCGUACGUUGGAAGUAUAUAUACUCGGUAGUAAAGUGUUUAUUUGUACUAACCCGGUAUUGUAUGAGUAACGGUACGGUCAUUUUCGGUAACAUCACUGCGUUUCAAUGGAACUUUUUAUGAUUUCUGUGUAGUACAAGCGUAGUGUCUGAGGUAGCGUAGGCAGGAAUGCUUUGUGUACGGUAAGUGAGGACUGCUAUAAUAAUCAUGGUUUUGGUGUGUUUCUUUUUUUAAUGUGAAUUGAAUAAGUAAAAAAUAAAUCAAGAGACUCUGAGUCAAAUUUGUUUUUAUUAGUAUUGAAAAUGAGGAACUGUGUUGCGUUGAUAUAAACUGAUGCUUAGUAUGUGCUAUGUUUGGAGAUUAUGAGAACACAAAGUUAUUGUAACAUGCAUGUGUAAAAGUUGUAAACUGUAAAAUAUUGAAACUUGAAGCAUUUAGUAGUAGAUGUAGCCAUAGGAAAUAAAUUUCAAGAAGUUGUCUCACCUGGUUAGUCUAAGCCUUUCAAUACGAAUCGUUUCUUGUAUUACAUGUCUCUGUGGGUCUUUAUUAAAUAAAGUAUGUAACAUUUGCAAAGGGUUAACAAAGUCAGCUGUUACAUGUUUCUGUGGUGAUUCAAACAUUUACAAGUUGAAUAAAUUACAUGGAAUUAUGAUACUAACACGUUGUGGCAAACAACCCAAGUCACUAGAUUCAAGUGUCUUUGAUCAAUUUAUGUGUGUUGUCAAAAUUUGUGAUUACGAUUAAUAGUAGUAAUAAUGCAGAAAAAAAAUAAAGAAAUACAUUUUAGUAGAUUAUGCUCUUCAUGUUUGCAGAUUUUUAUAAAAUUUCCCAUUCUGAAAUGGUACAUUUGAUUUCUUUUUAAACAAGUAAUAUAUUCCAACUUCUUUCGUUAUAAAUGCUGUGAUAAAGAAAAUUGUACAUGUAAAUUGAUGUGACAGGAUUGGUAAGUAAGGGAGGCAAUAUUUGAGGUGUAAGGAUAGUAUGAAAUCAAAUGAAAGUGAGAGAACAGCAACGAUGAAACACAAAAUGGCAUUAUUUUCUCUCUUGCUCACAAUGUCUCUAAAUUCACCUACAUGUAGGUUCUGAACGCUUAUUUGAGUUUGAAUGGUACCAGUGACUUAACUGUAUUUUAUGGUCAGUCUUAAUCAAGAACUUAAGAACUUCAUGUACCAAACUUAAGAAAUUCAUGUGCAUAUAAAAGCAAACAUAUUUGUAGGCUGGAGUAGUUUAAUUUUCCAUGUAGUAAAUUGUACAGUCUUGUUACACAUGAAGGCUUAUCAACAACUUUUAAAAGCGAUAUACAAAUGUACAUUGCUUCGAGCCGUAGACAACUAUGACUUACUUUUGACGUUCUUUAUGUAUACAAAUAAUCACCCAUAACUCUUCUUUUAACGUGCCCUUGCUUUUUAUCAUCAUAUAAAUGAAUGCCCUUUAUCGUGUACAUGCAUCAUUAGACAUGUGCUGGUAUUGGAAAAGUAUUGUUGAUGUAUUUCACUUUGUACAUUACAUCAAAGAUAUGAACACUGUGUUUGUUUACUCAUAAUGUGAUACACAAUCUUUUGUUUAUCUCAGUCCAGAGGCUUAUGCAUUUCUUCAAAUGAUUAUGUAUACGUGAAUGAAUGAAUUCAACAAUGAAAAACGCCUACCACCCUGUAUCAAAGAGUCUUUGUUUAUCUUGUUUGUGCCGUUUCUAUCGAGUUAUUUAAAACUUCUUUUUAUCCGAAGGUUCUUUUUUUGAAAUUCAUUGGAUGUAUCAUAACUUAAAUCAUUUUGAUGAUGUAAUUGUGGAACAAUUUGAUUAUGGCAUUAUCUGGGAAAAAGGAGCUUUGUUUAAGUGGUGCAGCAACGAUUUAUGGAUUUAUGUUAUACUAUCGUGGCAUUUAUGACAAUAAAGUGGAGUUCUGGUCAUGUGUUUGCGCUGUGAAAUAAUCUGUAACAUCUUCGUAAGGGUUGAUUAUGUAGUAAAAUUGUAUAGAGCAAGGUUUUGGAAUCUUCAAAGUGAUAACAAUUUGACUUGAAUCUGUUCAGACAAUCACAUACAGUGAUAAAGACUGCACACAGAAAUGGUCAUGUGGGCCCACACAUACAUGUUGCAUUAAUAAAUUGGCUGAAAUGUUUGAUCUGUUUUCUUGUUUUGGGAAUGUGAGGGCAUUUAAAGACCAAUCCUUUUCAUGUGGCAUUGCUUUUAUCAUGUGAUUUGAUAUUGGAAUAAGAACUCAAAAGAUAGAAAGCUCGCAAAUUAUUUGUCACUUUAACUCAGAACUCGACCUUCUCUUUUCAUCCGAGCAAGCAUCUGAAUACGAUAAGCAUUUGAACAUGAUAAGCACUUCCUAUGUAACAUAGACCUUUCACAUGAUAUUUUUUAGCCUGGUUUCAUGUAAUUAUAUUAGGCUUGCUUAACAGCAUUUUACUGUCUUUUCGUCGCGUUUUGAGCUGAAAAUUUAGACGCUUGAUGAAUAUUUCAAUGUGCUUUUAAACAUUUUUCAGGCAAAUGAUGGCUGUGAAGUUUUGUUGUUCACACUGCAAGGUAGUUUCCUUGAUAAUGCAGCUAAUAAUUUCAAUGUGAAUAGGUCUCUGUCGUAAUUAUGCAUGCACCAAUCAAGCAAAGAUUAAUGCUUAACUGAUUUAAUUGUCAAGUGUGAAUAUGUCUGUAUCAAACAUGCAUUAAAGACUAAAACUAAACUGAUUUUAUGGAUAGAAAAUGUGAAUAAUGCUCUGUCUAUAUGUUGCACGCAUAAAUCAAGCUACGUUUAAAACUAAACUGAUUUAACGGAGAAUGUGAACAGUGCUCUGUCUAUAUUGUGCAUGCAUUAAUUUAGAUUAGUUGCAAUCUUGACUGAUAUAAAGGACAGUUUGAACACUGCUCUGUCUACAUGUAUAUUGUGCAUGCAUUCAUCAUGCAAGCUCAUUUAGAACUUAACCAAUUUAAAAGCAUAAUAUGAACAGGGCUCUAUAGCUAUUGAGUACAUCAUGUAUCAAAAUUGAACCUCAGGUAACAUGGGCUCAAGCCUUGACCGUAACUGUAAUUGUGAACGCAGCAUGUAUCAACGGCAAUUUUCACUCAUGAAUCGUUACUGAGUUAUUAGUGCACUUAAUUUUAGAUUAAAUGUAUGAUAUGGACAUCUAAUCUUGUUGAAUUGAUUUGUUUUUGCAACAUAAAAUAUUUUACAUUUCAAAUAAUCAAGGGCAAUUUUUCAAUUUACAUGGAAUAUUGUGAGCCGCCAUUUAUUUUUUACUGUUGUCUGAAUUUAGGAACCAAUUUUGUGUAUUUUCCUCAUAUUUGUUGUUCUUUUACAUAGGUCACAUAGCUUUGUUCAAUAUGAUGUCAUCAUGCGCUUGUACAGAGUUUAUUUUGGUGUCUACUUGUAGCAAUACUAACCAACCAAAACUUAUCUGUUAACCCCUAACAGCUGUCAUUAUUAUGUUGAUGUUUUUCCUGUUAUUGGUGACAAUUUUAUAUGUUAGACUAUGUUCGAUUUAUUCGCUUUAUUUCAAAUGACUUUAGCUAAUUCCUUGAACCAUGUUUUCCCCGUAAUAAAAUGACAUACAUGCAAGAGUAA
This is a messenger RNA of Strongylocentrotus purpuratus (purple sea urchin), 7164 nucleotides long. RefSeq names its product eukaryotic translation initiation factor 4 gamma 2-like. The record is from RefSeq and is a predicted model, not a curated record. Gene Ontology annotation, molecular function: translation initiation factor activity; mRNA binding; protein binding. Bases 524 to 3406 code for a protein of 960 amino acids. NCBI's taxonomy places the organism in Eukaryota, Metazoa, Echinodermata, Echinoidea, Camarodonta, Strongylocentrotidae. The transcript is spliced from 21 exons. Gene Ontology annotation, cellular component: eukaryotic translation initiation factor 4F complex.